Messenger RNA from Hydatigera taeniaeformis, 1830 nucleotides. Lineage: Eukaryota; Metazoa; Platyhelminthes; Cestoda; Cyclophyllidea; Taeniidae. The record is from the annotation of a GenBank genome assembly.
CAUUUUAAUUACUGGCUGUUGUUCUCACUUCUGUUAAUACGGGCUUUUGCGUUCCCAUCAAUUUAUAACAUGGUGGGGACAUCGCAGUCAAGAGGCAUUUCUAGGCGCAUUCUCGGGACUUUUGGCGGCGUCUUCGCCCUCGUCACCCUCUCUCAAUUCAGCAGUGUUAUAUUUCUUCGACUAGGGUUUCUGGUAGGACAAGCUGGGUUGCUCGUAACAAUUCUGCAAUUUUUUCUUGCCUAUCUAAUCCUUCUGCUGACAAUUUUCUCCGUUUGUGCUAUCAGCACGAAUGGUGCCAUUGAGGGUGGGGGUGUUUAUUACAUGCUUAGUCGUGUUUUGGGUCCUGAGUUUGGUGGUGCUGUUGGAUCUGUGUUUUAUUUCUCCCAAGUUUUCUGUGCCGCUCUGUAUAUCUCUGCCUUCGUUGAAGCAGUCUGCGCAAAUUUCGGACCUGGUGGGGUUCUCCUUAGCGGAAAAUUAAUUGGCGUCGGUUUCUGGUGGAAAUACCUAUACGCAAGUUGUGUGAACCUUUUCUGCCUCCUGAUCCUCCUCAUAGGGAGCCGCAUGUUCAUGCGAACUAGUAUCCUGAUGUUGGUGUUAGUUUUUGCGGUGAUAGUUUUCGUUGCAUCGAGUUUCUUCCAAUCCCCCUUCGAAGUAGCUGUACCGAGAGUCAAUGAACUGGUCUACAAUCAUAGCGAUUCGACUCAGCCUCCUGUUAUGGUCUCCUUCACUGGAUUCAACGCUACCACAUUAAAGGAAAACAUUUUCCCCAAAUAUGUGGUAGAUUAUGAGAGCCGAACCCAAAUGAACUUCGUUAUUAUCUUCGCUGUUCUUUUCUCGGGCGUUACGGGCAUUAUGAAUGGCGCUAAUAUGUCAGGUGAGCUGAGGAGGCCAUCGGUAUCCAUUCCGAGGGGAACUCUUACCGCAGUUGGCACCACGUUGUGUGUCUAUCUCAUUUUGGCUGUCUUGACGGCAGCUACGUGCAGUAGAUCUCUCCUGGUUGAGAAUUAUGCAUAUAUGCAGAGCAUCUCCUUCUGGCCGCCUCUGGCCGUAGUCGGUGUGUUAGCUGCGACGCUAUCUGCGUCUCUGGGCAACCUUAUUGGUGGUUCACGUGUACUUGAGGCUCUGGCUGUCGACGAAAUUUUCGGCGUUCUUCUCAACCCAAUGAAAUAUACUACUUCGGGCGGAAAUCCUCUUGUGGCUGUGCUUUUCACUCAUCUGUGUGUUCAGAUCGUUUUCUUCAUCGGUAAUAUGAACGCAAUUGCCCCAGCUGUGUCAAUUUUCUUCCUUCUCGCCUAUGCCUCGGUCAACCUUGCCUGUGCUCUAUUGGAUACUGCAUCGCCGGCUAAUUUUCGACCUACCUUCAAGUCUUUCCACUGGAUGACCGCUCUGUUGGGAAUGCUGGGGUGUCUGGUUAUGUGCAUUUUGAUCCAACCUUUCUACACCCUUGGGGCAAUCAUUCUUCUUGGUGUUUUGGUUAUCUUUCUCCACCGUCGCCACAUGACUGUUUCAUGGGGCGAUAUCGGCCAAGCUCUAAUAUUCCAUCAGGUUCGAAAGUAUCUUCUCCUCUUGGAUGCUUCGAAGGAACACGUAAAGUACUGGCGUCCUCAAAUCCUCUUUCUUCUUGCGAAUCCGCGCUCCGCUGCGGUACUGGUCCAAUUUGUUAACUCUGUCAAGAAGGGUGGUCUCUACGUCCUUGGACACGUGGUCGCUCCUGAUCGGUCCUCCAAGUCUGCAAACGACAGCAUCGAGGACGACGAUGCAUGCUACGUUGCCCGCAGCUAUCACAUGUUUCAGCCGGUAAACAUCUUAAGUGGUCCCUUUUCAAAUUAA